AUGAAAAAAACCUAUGUUUACUUUAUACUAUACCUAUUAUCAUUUUUUAACUCGGUAUAUUCUCUUCCUAAACGACAAGAACCAAUCGGUGCCAUUGGAGGUUCAGUUACAUUAUCUAUUGAAGGGAGAUUUACAUGCACAUCUGGUUUUCCAGUAAAAGGAGGAGAUCUGGGAGAUACUGAUACAGGUCUGUUACUUGCUGGUCAUUGCACCGCAAAUAAUGCCGUAGGAGAUCAAGUUUUUGUGGAAAAUAACGAUGGAUCACUAGGUUCACUAAUAGGAAGAAUUUUUAAGGUUUCAUAUGGAAAUGGUAACGAUUUUGCUCUUAUAAAACUGGAUCAAGGAUGGUUUGGUUACCCUACUCUUAUAGGGCCAGGAAAAGAUGGUCAACCUGCAAUACUUCCAAUAAUAACAGCUACUUCCCCUGAGGAAGGUUCCCAAGUAUGUUUAACUGGAGCCACAAGUAGCAGUGUGUGUGGAGUACUUAUAGAGGCUGAUGGGGAGGGAAGUAUGUAUGUGCUGAAUAAAUGGAAUAAUUCUGAGUUUAUACUUUUAGAAGGUCUAAACGUAAUAGACACAGGAAAAUCACGUACAACUUUUGGAGAUAGUGGUGCAGGUGUUUUUGUAACUAAAAGAGCUCCCGUUGGCUCCGCUAUACUUGCAAGUCCAGUUGGCAUAUAUGUAGGUUUCGUUAAUGAUGUUGUUGAACAUAAAGAGUCUUACUACUAUCCGAUAUCUACCGUUCUGGAAGCGUUUGGUGGAUUGGAAUUGAUAACACAAAAAAUCUUAUAA
Molecule: messenger RNA, 792 nt
Organism: Diversispora eburnea
Lineage: Eukaryota; Fungi; Glomeromycota; Glomeromycetes; Diversisporales; Diversisporaceae
Source: the annotation of a GenBank genome assembly